Messenger RNA from Coccinella septempunctata (seven-spotted ladybird), 1302 nucleotides. RefSeq lists its product as uncharacterized. The transcript has 4 exons. Lineage: Eukaryota; Metazoa; Arthropoda; Insecta; Coleoptera; Coccinellidae. Bases 266 to 697 code for a protein of 143 amino acids. The record is from RefSeq and is a predicted model, not a curated record.
CUGGUAAUCUAGUUUUAGAUAUACCGAUAGAGGAACUCUAGCAUUUCGAGGACCUUCUGAGGUUUUGCUGAAUAUUUAGAAGAAACGAAAAUGUUUUUCAAUAUCAAGGGAUGCUGUAGUAUUAAACCAGUGGAAAAUGUGGAUCCAGACAAUAUGAACGUGGAGAUUCGAGUUGCAGCACACCCAAAAUCAUCCCCUGAAAACUCCAAAACAUCCAACUGAGUCCUGGCUGGCGACCGUGGUCCUGUUAAUCAUCCUGAAAAUAAUGGAUGAGGAUGGAAAAUUUUGUUAUACGCUAAACGCAAGAUGGUUAACCAUGAUGUUCAUAGAUUUCAUAUUUGGCAUUUCCGGAGUUGUUAUGUGCAGUUUGAAGUUGAAUAGUCCGCACGAUAGUUAUACCAGAAGUUUUCUUAGAGUUGCGCUUGUAUUAACUUUUGUGAUGAUACUUUUCGGAGUGGUUAUAUCGAUAGCUUUAUAUAAGGAACAUCACAGAUGUGCUUUGCUAUUUUCCAUGUUGAGCUUGGCAACAAUAACAGGGACAACCCUAUAUUCGGAAGCAAGCACAUCAGCCAACUCGAAUUUCUUGAUUCUCUUCUCACUAUUCUCUAUCUUCUUCAUUGGAUGGUUCAUAUUGUACAGCUACCUUCAAAUAUUAGUUCUUGAGAAAAACACUGAUGACACAGCAACGCCAGUCUGAAUACUGCUUGAUUUUUAUGUGAAUUAUCAAGAAUUUUCAGAAGGGAUCUGAAUACUCCUAAUAUUUCCGAGUGCAAAUCGAAAAAGUCAUCAUAUGUUGGGAAUAUUCGUCCCAUAUCCGAAAAUAAUCAGUUCACUGGGGCUACUUUUUCUACUAUUUAUUUUGAACGAAUUUCUAUGGUAAUUUUAUCGUGAAUCGGUUCAAAAACUAAUAUGCAGAUAUAAAUUUUAGCAAUUUUCUGCUAAUUUAGCAGGUGAAAAUAUUCAGAACAGAGUAUCAUAAAGUAAAUCGAGGGUGUUUUCUGCGCAGAGUAUCUAACAGUAUAUGCAUGAAAUAAAUUGAGAUGUAUAUACAAAAAGAUAAACUUUAACAUGCAGUACAUGUUUCUGGUUAUAUCGAUUGAAGAAUUAACUCAAAGGAAAAGUUACUGUCUGCGAGAAUAACUUCAUAUUGUAAGGGUGGAAAAGUAGCUCCAGUCCAUUGUAUGUUUGUGGAUAUAUCGGUUAACUGCGUGAUAUUUGAUAAUAAAUAACCACGAUGAUGUGAAAUAUACUGUGUAUGUGAAAUGUAAACAAAUAUAAAUUUCAGUAUAAACGACUUUUUAU